Dreissena polymorpha is the source of this 6846-nucleotide messenger RNA. RefSeq names its product ADP-ribose glycohydrolase MACROD2-like. Gene Ontology annotation, biological process: DNA damage response; purine nucleoside metabolic process; peptidyl-glutamate ADP-deribosylation. The record is from RefSeq and is a predicted model, not a curated record. Bases 73 to 1506 code for a protein of 477 amino acids. NCBI's taxonomy places the organism in Eukaryota, Metazoa, Mollusca, Bivalvia, Myida, Dreissenidae. Gene Ontology annotation, cellular component: nucleoplasm. Gene Ontology annotation, molecular function: ADP-ribosylglutamate-[protein] hydrolase activity. The transcript is spliced from 10 exons.
CACAAUGGCUGACUCGCAAACGUUUUGGUGAUUGAGAAUAAAUAUCUUCGAUAAAAAAAUCGUACUUGAUUAAUGUCUGCAUUUUUACGGAAAGUUCCUUCUUCUUACUUGUACAAGCUAGUUACUCCAUGUAUUUUAAGUAGGGUUAGAAAGGCCGGACCUAUUGUAAUCGUAGCGAACACGCUCAGAAUGUCUGCAACGAUGGGGAAUUCGAACAAAAAAAUGAAGUCGUCGUCUAAAAAAACAGUUUCUAAUUCAAACAAUAUGACAAUACAAGAAAUCAAAGAAAAGUACCUUAAUAUGCCAUUGGAUGAAAAGCGAACUAAGUACAAGUGUAAGAAGUAUGUUACGGUCAAUGAAAUCAAGCCUUGGCAAGAACAUGGACUAGCAGUGAUAGAAAAGUAUCCAGCAAAAGAUGUGGCUCCAAAGUAUGAAGUUGAUGAUGAGUUGAAUAAGAAAAUUUCGCUCUGGACAGGGGACAUAACUACUCUGGAAAUUGAUGCCAUCAUCAACGCUGCCAAUAAAAGUUUGCUGGGUGGUGGAGGAGUUGAUGGAUGUAUUCACCGCAUGGCUGGGUCGUACCUUUAUGAUGAAUGUGUGACACUUAAUGGAUGUAGUACAGAGGACGCUAAACUCAGUGGAGGUUACAGACUUCCUGCCAAAUAUGUCAUUCAUACAGUGGGUCCAAUAGGGGAGCAAGAAGCCAAACUAAGUAGCUGCUACAACAGGUGUCUGGAUAUAGCCAUGGAAACUGAUAAUAUUAAGACCAUAGCAUUUCCAUGUAUUUCGACUGGCAUAUAUGGAUAUGAUAUUGAGAAAGCUACACCAGUGGUCAUGAGGACAGUGCGAGAAUGGCUUAAGAAACCGGAAAACUCGGAAAAGAUUGAGCGGAUAAUUUUCUGUGUAUUCUUGAAGGGAGAUGUGGCUGUGUAUGAGGAAAAUCUUCUCCAGUAUUUCCCUGUAGAAACUGUGGAAGAAAAUAAAAUCAGAGAAACAAACACGCAAACUAAAAAAAAAAAUAAGACGAAAACUAAAACUCCCCAACAAGGCAAUAAUACCACAUCAAAUGGAAAUACAGGGUUUAAGAGAAAUCCUGGGACAGACGAUGAAGAAGACAAAGAAUUGUCAUCAAACACGGAUGACAGUAAGAUCAAUAAAGUUGAAGCUCAAAAGGAAAAUGAGUCCAAACAAACAGGAAUGCAAGGAAGGACGCAUGAUACUGCUAAAACUGGUACAGAUGAGAAGAGAAACCAGAGUGAACAAUUAAAGACUUUGUCAGCUCCUAAUAACAAAAAUACCGCAAAUGAAAAGUCAAUAACUGCAAACAGUCCAAGUAAACAGCAUGAAACUGAAGACUAUCAAAAAAAGGAGCAUGAAAACAAGCAUCAUGAUGAGAGUACAUUGGCGUCCCAAGAUGCUGAUCACAAUAAGCAAACAGAGAUUGCUGAAAUAAAUGAAGGUGACAAUGCAGAUAAAAGUGGUGAUGUUCCACCAGAAAAAAAGUAACCUCGGGAAGAAAAAAAUUUGUUAACUUUUAUCAUUUUAUGUAGUUUUAUUUUUAAACCCUGAAUUAACCUGUUUCAAUGUAUUUUGUUUGGCUUCAAAAACUAUUAUUGGAUGAAACCUUAAUUCUUACAAAUGACAAGAAUAGCAAAUAUUAUUUCAGUGGUACAUGGAUAUCAGAUUUACCUGUUUUAUCGAAAUGUGUGUAUUCUUUGGAUGAAACCUUCUGUUUUAGCCAUAUGUUAUACAGAGUAAUUAAUUGGAGUUGGUCUGUAUUAAACAUGCAUUUUGCCCCUGUGACCCAUAUACAUUUUUGAACAGUUAAACACUCUUAAAAUUGUAUUAUAAUGUGGAUUUGUGAUGCUUUAUUUAUGGUUGAUUUUUGUUAAAUAUCCAGUUAUUGCUUUAAAGGUUUAUCUUCAACAGCUGUUAAGCAAUUAUGUAUCAUUUAAUAUAGAAUGUUUCACAUUGUUUGGGAAACAGAACAUUCUUGUAUAUAGAUUACAUUUCAUAAAAUGCCAAAACUUUUUUCACAUGCAUAUGGGAUAUAAGGAUUUGUUUAUGUUUUUUUGGCAUAUUUUCCAUUAUAUUUAGAUAUGUUCUAAAAUUGCCCAUAAAUAUAGUAUUUAUUUUGUUAUGUAACCUUAAUGAAUUUGGAUCUUUUCAAAAAUGAAUGGAAGAAAAACACUUCAGACGUUUGGAUGAAAAUAAUAUAUUUGUGCAAUGGAACUUUUAAUUUAUAAAUAAAGACCAAGAAGAGCCUUGUCUUGUUAAUUUGUUUGACUAAUUGCAGACUAUGUAGUAUACUGUUAUUGGACUAAUCAGGUAUAAAUCGCCAGACCAAAGAAAAUAAUUACAUUUUUUGUUUGUAAUAAAUGAAUUGUAUAUAAAUGUUUAAAUGCGCAGGGUUCAAAUUGAAUAUAAACUUUCAGUGCUGGGUACACAUUGAGGACACACACGUAUGUGUGGAUUGAGCCGAGAUGCAUCACCAGCUGUUACAAGGUAAACAAAAUGUUAUUUUAUAAGUUUAAUAAAAAGCAAUUAUUUAUUAUACCCCAUUACCAUUGGUAAUGGGGGCUAUAUAGGAGUCACUUUGUCUGUCUGUCGGUCUGUCUGUCCUGAAAAUUUCAUCCUAUCUGCACCAAACUUGGUCAGAAGUUUUAUCUAGAUGAUGUCUAUGUCAAGUUUGAAUAUGGGUUAUGCUGUGUCAAAAACUAGGUCACGGAGUCACUUAGUGCGUUUUAAACCGAAAGUUUGUCCGGACCAUAACUAUUGCAUUUAUUGUUAGAUUUUUAAAUGACUUGGUGCAAUUGUUCACGUUCAUGGGACGGUGUGUCAUGCGAAAGAAGUACGUCAAUAUCUCUAAGGUUAAGGUCACACAUGGAGUUUCCCAUUAAUGAGCUUGUCUUGGCCAUAACUUUGUCAUUUUUUGUGAGACUUUAAAAUCAUUUGGCAAAUUUGUUCACCAUAAAUGGACAGUGUGUCAUGUGAAAGAAUUAUGUUGAUUUCUCCAAGGUCAAGGUCACACUUUGAGUUCAAAGGUCAAAAAUGGCCAUAAAUGAGCUUGUCCGGGCCAAAACUAUGUUGUUCAUUGUGAGAUUUUAAAAUCAUUUGGCACAUUUGUUUCGCACCACCGGAUGGUGUGUCAUGCGAAAGAAUUAUGCCGAUAUCUCCAAGGUCAAAGUCACACUUUGAGUUCAAAGGUAAAAAAUGGCCAUAAAUGAGCUUGUCUGGGCCAUAACUAUGUUGUUCAUUGUGCAAUUUUAAAAUCACAGGGCACAUUUGUUCACCAUCAUGGGACGGUGUGUCAUGCGAAAGAAGUACGUUGAUAUCUCCAAGGUUAAGGUCACACAUGGAGUUGCCCUUAAAUGAGCUUGUCUGGGCCAUAACUUUGUCAUUUAUUGUGAGACUUUAAAAUUAUUGGCAAAUUUGUUCACCAUAAAUGGACAGUGUGUCAUGUGAAAGAAUUAUGUUGAUUUCUCCAAGGUCAAGGUCACACUUUGAGUUCAAAGGUCAAAAAUGGCCAUAAAUGAGCUUGUCCGGGCCAAAACUAUGUUGUUCAUUGUGAGAUUUUAAAAUCAUUUGGCACAUUUGUUCGCACCACUGGAUGGUGUAUCAUGCGAAAGAAUUAUGUCGAUAUCUCCAAGGUCAAAGUCACACUUUGAGUUCUAAGGUAAAAAAUGGCCAUAAAUGAGCUUGUCUGGGCCAUAACUAUGUUGUUAAUUGUGAGAUUUUAAAAUCACAGGGCACAUUUGUUCACCAUCAUUGGACGGUGUGUCAUGCGAAAGCAUUACGUCGAUAUCUGCAAUUUCAAGGUCACACUUGCAGUUUAAAGGUCAAAAAUGGGCAUUUAUAGUGAGCUUUUAAAAUUACUCGGUACAUUUGUUCACAAUCAUUGGACGGUGUGUCAUGCAAAAGAAUUACGUCAAUAUCUCCAAGGUCAAGGUAACACUUUUGAGUUCAAAGAUCAAAAAUGGCCAUAGAUGAUCUUGUCCAGGCCAUAACUAUGUCAUUCAAUGGGAGAUUUUAAAAUUACUCGGUACAUUUGUUCACAAUCUUUGGACGGUGUGUCAUGUGAAAUAAUUACGUCGAUAUCUCCAAGGUAAAGGUCACACUUGAAGUUCAAAAAUAAAAAAUUGCCAUAAAUGAGCUUGUGCGGGCCAUAACUAUGUCAUUCUUUGUGAGAUUGUAAAAUGACUGCACAUUAAUUUUGUUCACAAUUAUCAGAUGGCGUGUCAUGCAAAGAAUUCAAGAGUUCAAAGGUCAUAAUGGCAUAAUAAUUCUUAUAAAUCGCCAUAAAUUAGCUUCUCUUGUUUUGUGAAGACAGCAUGCAAAAUAUUCUGUGUCAAUGCAGCAUGUGGGGGUAUACGUUACGUCUGUGAUAAAGCUUUUGUUUGGUUUGAUGUAGUUUCAAAUUGAUUUCUAAACUGGAUCAUUUUAAAAAAAAGGAAUAGACUUUUAACAGGAGCUCAAUAAAUUAUGAUUACUUUGUGGAAUAUGAUGAAUGUUUGUUGGUUUAUAUGGCCUCUGAAGUUCUUAGUUGUGUAUGGCAGUGCUAAAUUCUUGGCUUGGGUUAUUGUUGUUGAUAUCAAGUACAAGUUUUGUACAAAUAGUUAUUUUUGUUGAGCAUUUGUUGUUUUACAGGUUAUUAUCCUUGUAUUGUAAGUCAUUUUAAUCAAGUUUUUGAAAUGUUACCUUUAAAACGAUUUAUCGCUUUGCCUUUAAAACAUUGUUUGUAAUUAUUAUUAUUUGGAAAAGUUUUUACUAUAUGUACACACAAAUGACAAAUCUAGUAUUCAUGUUGCGUAAUAAAUCAGCUGUCGUGAAUUAAAGCAAAUAUGUAAGGUCUUUAUGUAAACAUUAAGAAAUUUCAGCAUAUAUUAAUAAGCCUUACAUUUUUAUGUCAUACACAAUACUUGGGCGCACAAGAACAUACCAUAUAUCCUACUUUACCACUAAAUGCAACUUUGAAAAAUUACAGGGUUUAUAUGUGCUUGUUAUAAUAUAUUUUUAUGCCCCCCUUCGAAGAAGAGGGGGUAUAUUGCUUUGCUCAUGUCGGUCUGUCGGUCUGUCCGUCCACCAGGUGGUUGUCAGACGAUAACUCAAGAACGCUUGGGCCUAGGAUCAUGAAACUUCAUAGGUACAUUGAUCAUGACUCGCAGAUGACCCCUAUUGAUUUUGAGGUCACUAGGUCAAAAGUCAAGGUCACGGUGACCCUAAAUAGUAAAAUGGUUUUUGAAUGAUAACUCAAGAACGCAUACGCCUAGGAUCAUGAAACUUCAUGGGUAGAUUGAUCAUGACUUGCAGAUGACCCCUAUUGAUUUUGAGGUCACUAGGUCAAAGGUCACGGUGACCCGAAAUAGUAAAAUGGUUUCCGGAUGAUAACUCAAGAAUGCAUACGCCUAGGAUCAUGAAACUUCAUGGGUAGAUUGAUCAUAACUCGCAGAUGACCUCUAUUGAUUUUGAGGUCACUAGGUCAAAGGUCAAGGUCACGGUGACCCGAUAUAGUAAAAUGGUUUUUGGAUGAUAACUUGAGAACGCAUACGCCUAGGAUCAUGAAACUUCAUAGGUAGAUUGAUCAUAACUUGCAGAUGACCCCUAUUGAUUUUGAGGUCACAAGGUCAAAGGUCAAGGUCACGGUGACCCGAAAUAGUAAAAUGAUUUUCGGAUGAUAACUUAAGAACCCUUUUGCCUAGGAUCAUGACACUUCAUAGGUACAUUGAUCGUGACUCGCAGAUGACCCCUAUUGAUUUUCAGGUCACUAGGUCAAAGGUCAAGGUCACAGUGACAAAAAUCGUAUUCACACAAUGGCUGCCACUACAACGGACAGCCCAUAUGGGGGGCAUGCAUGUUUUACAAACAGCCCUUGUUAUUUUUUGUGUUAAGAGUAAUCUUUUGAUGUUUAAAAAAGUGUUAUGUAGAAUAUGCAUUGAGAGGAGAAACAAACUUGAACAAAUGAGUUGAGCAUUGAAUAGGAAACAUGAAUAUUCACUUAUACACUUUAAAAGUUUAUUAUAAAGCAUGUGUCCCGUAUUCCCUGUAUUUUGUAUGUUAAAAUAACUUGAAAUGUAAAAAAUAUCUUACAUCAAUGAAUACCCAUAUGUUUUACAGUGGUUUCAAACACAAAUUUUUGUAAAUAAUUCAAAAUAUUACAUGUUUUCUAAACUUGAACAUGCAUAUGUAUUCAAACGUGUUUGUUGAGUUUUGGUUUUCGCCGCUUUCAACAAAAUUUCAGUCGUAUCACGGGGGUACAUUAACCAAAUCAUGCUUUGCCAAGUUAAAUGUGGACAUAAGCUUUGUAGUUCUUCAUAACAGUGUUCCUCAGACAAUCUCAUAUGUGCUGUUGAAUAUGUUGUGUUUUUUACAAAAAAUCAUUUCUGUAUGAAUAAAGUGUUGACUGUUAUAAGGUGGUUUGCUAUUAUAAUUAUCAAUACUUAUUUUAUGACGAUGCUAUGCAUUCUGUUUUUGAAAGAUUUUACAUAUAUUCUGAUUAUUGCAUUGAAUUAUGUAUCUGGGAUUCUUAGCCAUUCCCCUACAAAACUGUAUACAUGAACAAUAUCACAAUUUCAGAUUUAUAGCCACACAGGAUUUGCGUUUUUACUGCGUUGUUAUGACGACGCAGGUUAUGGUAUAGAUCAGUUGACGAGUGACGUCACGCGCACCUGCAAAUAUUAGACUCCGCCCACUGGUUGGCAAAAAGAGGUGGAUUUCAUAUAAGCGCGUAAAGAGAUGGUUGACAAAAUCAUCGUUUUUAUUGAUAAUCACGCACAAUAUCAAAUAUAAUUUUGCUAAUUAUGUCUGAAUAAAACAUAAGCGUGCAAGGAAAUGCAUUUUUGGCACGAU